Molecule: messenger RNA, 1978 nt
Organism: Coffea eugenioides
Lineage: Eukaryota; Viridiplantae; Streptophyta; Magnoliopsida; Gentianales; Rubiaceae
Product: cation/calcium exchanger 1-like
Exons: 1
Coding region: 90-1862 (590 amino acids)
Biological process (GO): monoatomic cation transport; transmembrane transport
Cellular component (GO): membrane
Molecular function (GO): monoatomic cation transmembrane transporter activity
Source: RefSeq, a predicted model, not a curated record
GAAUUAGAUAACAAAAGGCAAGAACCAUGGAACUCAUUUCCCUUUAUCAAUCAAUCCCUCCACUGCUUCUUCAUCAAAGAAUCUCGUGAAUGGAUUGCUUUUCCUUCAUAUCUCGCUUCAGAACAACACUAGUAUCUCUUUUACUAAACAUUUCUUUCCUUUUCUUUCUUGUAUUCUACAUCACAACCAAUGUUCUUGAGAAACCAAGUUUUAAGCUUUCCAAUUCCAUCUUAUUUGAAGCUCAAGGCUCUCAUGACUGUUCAGGCGUUCGUAACUUCACUGAUUACAAGUCCCAGUGUGCUUACGUGAAAUCAUUCGACUGUUCAGGAAAAGGUUACAUUGAUUACCUUCAGAUUUUCUACUGCAGUUUAGGCCAGUUUCCUGUGCUGGGAUACACUUUGCUUCUUUUAUGGCUUCUUCUUCUGUUCUAUGUAAUUGGAAAUACAACAGCGGACUACUUUUGUCCUUCGGUCGAAAGCUUAUCCCGAGUUCUGAAGCUUUCACCAACUAUAGCUGGUACAACUCUGCUUCCUUUAGGCAAUGGUGCAAACGACGUUUUCGCAAGCUUCAUUUCUUUCGCGCAAUCCCACGAUUCUGAUGUGGGAAUCAACACAGUUCUUGGUGGGGCAUUUUUCAUCUCAUGCUUUGUUGUUGGAAUUGUUAGCAUGUCAAUUUCAUCUCGUCAGGUAGCUGUUGAUGAAGCCAGCUUCAUCAGAGAUGUCCUGUUUCUUAUUUUCUCCCUUGUAUCCCUCCUGAUGAUCAUUAUUUCUGGAGAAAUAAAUUUGUGGGUUGCAACCGGUUACGUUUCCAUCUAUGUCCUGUAUAUUAUGGUGGUCUCAGCAAUGCAAUUUUUCUGUGGAAAGAAAGAGAUGAUUGUCAAUCCUCCUGCCAUUAUUCCUCCAUCCUCGCGGAGUAAUUUCUUGGCACUUAACUCUGAUGAAUCUUGCGGCAUGUAUGCUCCUCUGAUUGGACCUAUGGAUGAGGAAAAGAAUGAAUCACAGUCACAGCUGAAAGAUGCUCUUGAUCAACUCUCUAAUGGGAGUGAAUCGAGAUCGACAGCUUGUCGUUUCCUGCUCUUGUUUCUCUAUGUUUUGGAGUUACCUCUGCAGUUACCUAGACAAAUUACAAUUCCAACGGUUUCUGAGGAAAAAUGGUCCAAAGCUUUUGCUGUAACUUCAGCAACAUUAGCACCUAUUUUCUUAGCACUCAUUUGGAAACCUCAGAUAAUCAGUUCAACUAUAAGCUUAGCCAUUUUCAUGAGUGCAGCUCUUCUUGGGAUUAUACUGGGGACACUUGCAUUUGCAUUCACUAAGAAGUCAGGCCCGCCAAAGGACUGCUUAUUCCCUUGGCUUGCAGGAGGAUUCUUGAUGAGUAUAGCUUGGACAUAUCUUAUUGCAGAGGAACUGGUUUGUUUGCUGGUAUCAUUUGGCACUAUUUUGGGAAUAAACCCUUCAAUCUUGGGACUUACUGUCCUUGCUUGGGGAAAUUCAGCAGGGGAUUUGAUAUCAAAUCUUGCUAUGGCAUUAAAAGGAGGACCUGAUGGGGUACAAAUGGCAAUAUCAGGUUGUUAUGCAGGGCCAUUGUUUAAUAACCUGAUUGGUUUGGGACUAUCACUCAUUUUUGCCUCAUGGUCUCAGUAUCCAUCUUCUUAUGUGAUUCCAAAAGAUCCUUAUCUUUAUGAAACUGUGGGAUUUUUUAUUGCUGGCCUGCUUUGGGCUAUCGUGAUAUUGCUCAACAGGAAAAUGAAGUUGGAUAGGUCCUUAGGUGGAGGUCUUGUGGCCAUAUACUUAUGUUUUAUAUUCCUAAGACUAGCAAAGGCUCUGGGAUUACCAAAACUUGGGGGCUCUUUACUAGAAAAUUGAAAGAGCUUUACAAGCAUUGGUUUUGAUCUUUAGAGAUUUUCAAGCAUUGGUUUUGGUCUUAGAGCUUUUCAAGCGUUGGUUUUGUUGUAAAUUAAAUAAAGCAGUAAAUUUUCUCU